GAGAUGUAUUGAACAGGCUGAAUGCGCGUGCAGAGAUGCGCGAGUAUCCGCGAAUUCCCGGCAGCACGGGGCCGCAGUCCGCACAAUAAAGAAAAAAAUUGCCACGGAGUUAGGGGAACAGAGAGGCGGCGAGCGAGACGGAGAGAGAGACACCGUCCUAAUCCUCCUGGACGCCGAAGAGGCAGACUCGAUUAAUAGUCACGGUCGCGAGAGAAACGACGUCGUCCUCGUGCCGCGGUGCCUCGGGAUGAGACUGGUACUUUAAGCGGAGCUUCCGGAACGGAGGACCGUUCAAUGGACCACCGCGUCUGGUGAUUAUCUCUGGUGAAACGUUUCUCAAUUUGUGGCUCCGGUUUAUAAAUCGUUGCAUCGGCUCUGUCGCACACGCGUUGUCCUCUUAUAAACGCGACGCCGCGUCCCUUGACGGUGUUAACGGGUGAACCGUGUGUCCGUGUAACCGACCAGACAGACUCGACAGACGCUCGAUAAGAUGAGACCCGGUGGGUUCCUUCUCCUGCAUCUGCUGCUACUGUGCAUAUUUUUCCUCGCGUCCGAGGCGCGACUCGGUCAACAGGCUGUCGCCGACGACGACGACGACGACGACGACGAUGAUUCGAACGACGAGGAAGACGAGGACGACGAGGACUCCGACGACCAGACCUAUCAGACGCGGCCGGAGGUGGACGAUGACGGACGCAUAUACAAGAACCCACGGAAUUCCCCGUCGGUUGUAUGCCCCCGGGACGAGGAACAGGCGCAUUUGCUCGGCCAGAAGUGUCUGCGAAAGUGUUCCGCCGACGAGGAUUGCAAGAGCAAGAAGAAGAAGUGCAGAUGCGACGGUAUUUGCGGGAUGUCUUGCAUCAAGCCUGAGAGAGAAUGCCUGGCUCUCAGCGAGAUCGACCACGGCGUGUUGACAGUGACUGGAAGAUUUUUCGGCGAUCGAGCGCAUUACACCUGUGAUCCUGAUUACUUUACCGUCGGCCUCACCGACAGAACGUGCAGGGCCGACGGUCAAUGGACCGGCACGACGCCUUCCUGUAAGAAGGACCCCAGCUCCUUCUGUUCUCAGCCGCCAAAGGUGAAAAACGCGCGACACAACGCGCUCGUCGAACAGACGACCUUCGACUUGGGUAGCGACGUCCAGUACUUUUGCAACCACGGUUACAUGACUACCGGCAUCAGAAAGGCGAGGUGCCUACUGAUGGAAGGCGUUGUUAGCUGGUUCGGGCCUGACAUCACCUGCGAACCGCAGUCCUGUGGAGCUCCCGCGGAUAUCGCCAACGGCUGGCACGCCGGCGAGUGUUACACGUACAACUGCCGCGUGUCGCAUCACUGCGCGGAUGGCUACGAAUUAGUGGGCAAAGCGGAGAAGCUGUGCUUGUCUAACGGCACAUGGACCCCGAAAGAGUCGCCGCAGUGCGUGCAAGUUAAAACGGUGCAAUGCCCGCAACCGGAGAAUCCAGUGAACGGGAACGCAGUGUACACCUCGUAUGCAUACAAUUCCAUCGUGUCGUACGAAUGCAAGUACGGGUACACGGUGGUCGGCGCGACGACCAGACGUUGCGGGGCAGAUAGAAAAUGGACCGGAAAGACACCUACCUGCCAGGAGAUUAAUUGCGGUUCACCUGGUGUCCUGUACAACGGUUGGAUUGAGAAUAUCGAGUUGGAUACCGGCCUGGGAGCCAGCAUAAUCUUCCGCUGUAACGACCACAUGAAGCUCGAGGGAAAUACCUCGUCUGUCUGUCAGAUCGACGGAAAAUGGCGUUACCCGUUGCCCCAGUGUCUGGCUCCUUGCGUGGUGCCGCAGAUAGAGAACGGUAACAUCACGAUCGCCACUCACAAUAGGGAUCACAUCAACAACGUGACCGUGGUGGAGCACGGGGAGAGAUUGCUGGUGUUCUGCGAGGAGAAUUACGAAUUCGCGGCGAACAGCACACCGGUUGUUUGCAAUAACGGCACGUGGUCCAUAGUACCCAGUUGCUCACCGGCCAGGUGUAAGCAGAUGCCCAAGGCGCCGAAAAAUGGAAUAGUGAUAGCGCCGAAGACCGAUCACGGGAUGAAGGCGAUAUUCAUGUGUAAGGAUGGCUUUGAGCUGGUCGGCGGUGGGCCAUUGAACAACUCCAAGUCGAUGGAGUGUCAGUACGGCACUUGGAUCGGGGAUAUUCCGCACUGCAACCAAAUCUUCUGUCCUUUUCCCGGCUCCAUCGAAAACGGGAAGAUCUACCUGAUGGGGAACAUGGGUGUCUACGAUUACAGACCGUACGUGAAGAAGGUGGUGAAUAACAAGCAGAUCAUGUACGACUGCGAGAAGGGGUACGUGUUGGACGAUGGACCCACAGGGGCCACUUGCAUCGGGGGUAACUGGAGCCCCAAAGAGCUGCCGAAGUGCAUCCCUGGACGGCAUCCUAGGCUCAGAUGGAGCAGACGUCGAAGAUCCGUGAACGAGGAGAACUUGACUAUGAAUUACAGGAAAUUCAUCGAGUUCUUCCGCAAGAUCGGCAAGAAGCUGCUGCACCUAGAGAUGAACAAGGGCAAGGAGCACGCGAAACACAAGUUCGACGCAAAGAGCUCGAACUCGAGCCGUCACGACAACGGCACAGAGGCUCUGUCGUGGAAGAAGCACUCGGGUCACGGGAACAGGUCGCGUCUUCGCGAAGAGAAGAUGAUAGACUUUCUGAAAAUCGUCUAUCGGAAGCUGCAACGCAUCGACGCGAGACAGUCGAACAAUGCUACCAACGGCAGCAUGCACGACCUUCUGAAUGCCAUGAGCAAGAACUUCUUCCACGUGGACCUGUCGGAAUCCCGGCGGAACAAUUCCGGCAGAAGUCGGUCCGAGUUCGAGAUUCGGAACCAGAGGGAAUUCAUCAAACUGAAGCGAGAAUUCGAGCGGAUAAUGCGGUUCUACAACAAAUCGAUGCGCUGGAACGAGAAGCAGAACAGGAAGGACUCGAAGAAGAAGGGUCAGGCUCACGGUGGUGAGAAGGGGAAGAAGUCGAAGGAUAAGAAGAAACAUCGCAAAAAUUAUUACAAAGGAUUCUACGAGUUCGUGAACAGUUACGUGACCGAGAAGCUGUCUAUGCUGGAGGCUCGCAACGCUACCGAGGAGCUGAUCAAGAACAUGAAGAUCGACAAGUUCACCGUGCGAAAUGGCACCACGUUCACCGUGGGCGAGAUGUACGCGUUCUUCAAACAUAUCAUAGAGGCUAAACUGAACAGCACGGAGGACCCGACGCUGACGGAAGCGUCGACGACCGCGUCUUCCUCUUCCACGAGCUCGGUCGCGGCCGUGAGCAGCAAUGACAGCAACCAUGACAACAGCCAUGACAGCAGCACGGCGACGACGUCCAGCGCGUGGACGAGCAACGACACGACAACGACGCUGGCGACGCCGAGGGAGAUCGAGUCGCGCGAUAAUCGAUCUUCGACGAUGGCCAGUAACGAGUCCUCGGUGCUGGACAACGAGAUACCGGCCAAAGAAGGAGUGCCAAAGCACCGCAGCAAGCGAAUACGAAACGCGUCCGAGGACGGUGGUCCUCCGCGUCAGAAGAGGAGGCUGCUGUCCCUGAACGACAUGCGGAUGGCCAACAAGAAGAGCGCCAACAACGUCGUAUCGUCGUCGUGGAGAAGCGAGAAGCAGAGGGCCUCGAAGAGGUUCAGGGCCUACGACGACGAGAAGACCAGGCUGUUCACGUUCAAGGAGCUAGAGGCCCAGCAGCAGAGCCGUGCCAAACGAUUCCUGCCACCGUCUGAGCUGGAUAAUCAAAUCUUUUUAAAGAACUUGUAUCUUCACGCGUACGAGGACGAGUAUCGGGCUAACGUGAAACGCUCGAUCGUCCUGGAGAAUCAAACGAACGAUCAGCAGCCGGCCGUCUACAGGAGGCGCAAGGGCAACCUGGACGCGUACGAGAUCAAGUGAACGAACGCGGGAUUCAUUGUGUUGUGAUAUUAUUGACGGAAUUUACUGAGGUCAUUAAUACCGAUAUCAAUCGAUUUUAGGCGAGUAUACACCAUAUACGAUAGGAUUAUAAUCGUUGUCCCUCGUCGAUGCGCAUUGUAAGACGUGUAUCGCGCUUUUUUCAAUGAAUCAAUCUUUUUCCAUUUGCCAAGUCUCGGUGUAACCCGGUUUUACCAUGGGGUUCAGUCAUUAUUCCUCACUUAUUCGUCGCGGUGUGAGCUGAUAGGGGUGUUUAGGAGUUCGUCCCAGGUUCUUCCCCUCUUUCUUUCCUCCUCCGUUCUUCUUUUCGCUGUUUCUCCGUCUCCUGUGUCGUGAUCGUCGAUGAGAAUUCCACGAGUACUCGAUAAGCGAACGGUUGAUUCGUGUCCUUUGUCCACCGAACGCGGGAAUUAGCGCGCCAACCCCCCGAGCAGUUGAAACCCUGCCGAGACUGGAGGGUCGAAAUUUUGUCACAGGGUCUUUAAUCGAUGAUGUUCAAAGACUGAUCGACUUGGAAUUUUUAACCUAACAUGUUCUUAAGCUUCCUCGCUAUUCUUCUGCCUCUAUCGGGUAUGAAUCUUCGACGCCGAAGAUGAUGAAAAAGCUAGCCAAAUUUUCUUCCUUUCACUGAUCUGUGAUACGAGGCGGUAGUUGUUCUUUUGACGUGCCGGGUAUAGGUUUAAUUAGACGGGUAAAUUAGGAGCAAACGAGAAUCAAAAGCGUACGUUUCGACUGCAGGGGGUGAGAAGUAUUUUAGAUAAUAGCGGUCGCUGAACGUAGUGGUAAUCGUGAGCGUGUCUCCUUCCUUUUCACAGUAGCCAGCUCGCAUCGCGGAAGUAUUUUAAACUCUUCGAAAAUCGUAUUAGUAGAGGAUAUGUUAACGUAUUUUAAGUACGUCGUGAUGAGAACGCAUCAAUGAAAAAAGCCAAAAAAAAAUGAGAAAAAAGGUAGAAAAAAUGAAGAAAAAAUAGAAACGAAG
Messenger RNA from Eufriesea mexicana, 4913 nucleotides. RefSeq names its product Hig-anchoring scaffold protein (gene Hasp). Gene Ontology annotation, cellular component: extracellular region. The transcript is spliced from 5 exons. The record is from RefSeq and is a predicted model, not a curated record. Gene Ontology annotation, molecular function: peptidase inhibitor activity. Bases 491 to 3916 code for a protein of 1141 amino acids. NCBI's taxonomy places the organism in Eukaryota, Metazoa, Arthropoda, Insecta, Hymenoptera, Apidae.